AUGGACCAAACUCAUAUGUUCUGGAACCACCUCUGGUCUGCGGCCCAGCCGAGGAUGGGGCUAUCGCUUCAGAUACCGGGCAUGCAGAUGCAGACAAAGCCGAUCUUGCUGCCGGCGACGAUGAACUUUGGAGAACCGAUGACGCACACAUCCCCGAGCAGUGAGCGAUCACUAUCCCCGAAAAGUGUCGAGAGAAUGGCGAAAAUGGGAGACCGAAAACGACCUGGGUCUCAGGAGAGCGCCCAAAAAAGGCCCCGUGGACGCCCCCGAAUCUAUCACACGUCGAUUAAGCAAGAAGGGGAAGACGAUGGGGGACCAAAGGACGAACCAACUGAGCAACAGGGGGCCGGCUUUGACGAGCUAACGGAAGGGCCCGAUGGGACGAAGCGCCGGAAAUACGCCUCGUUUUUGGCGAAAAACGACCCGAAAUAUCUGGACAUGAGACGGGCGAACAAUGAGGCUGUGAAGAGGAAUCGGGACAAGGCGAAGCGGCUACAGUUGCUAAAGGACCAAGAGCUAGAAAGACUAAACGAACGCCUAAACUCGCUGGAGGCCGAACUGCUCGCUGAAAAGGACAUGACGAAGCGGCUGACGGCCCAACUGGAAACCUGCAAGGGACUUAUUGAGACGCACCUGAGCCGGGCUACCCUAGCC
Messenger RNA from Mesorhabditis spiculigera, 654 nucleotides. The record is from the annotation of a GenBank genome assembly. Lineage: Eukaryota; Metazoa; Nematoda; Chromadorea; Rhabditida; Rhabditidae.